AUGCAUAAACUAGAUCAGCUCAAUAUUUUUUGCCUCAUUUCUAGCGAACCAACAGAACUUGAUUGGCUUGGACCUCCCACAGAUCUUCGUCUAAUCGAAAAAUCUGACACAAUGCUUCACGUUACAUGGACACCUCCAGAUAUAUUUGAGCCAGAAUAUCGGGAUCUGUUAACACAUUAUCGUGUCACUAUUGCUCCUGUCGAUGAAUAUACAAUGAAAAUGGGGCCUAGAAAGAAUUACACUGUUAUGGUGCCAGGAAAUUCCAUCAAGUUUACGGAGCUACAGCCUGAAACUAUUUACAAUAUAACAGUGCAAGGUGGCACAGAUGUAGGAUAUGGACAAAUGAUUUGGGGGGCGUGGGCAACGUUGCCUACUGGGAAGACAUGGAUAUUACGAUUGAAGGACAGAACACCGAACACUUUGACUGUUGAAUGGGAACCUAUUUGGGGAUUCUCCCAUCGUGGGUAUAUUUUGACAGCUAAAUCCCUCCAUUCUAUCUACCCCCAUGUCCGUGUGGGUGGAGUCAAGUCCUUCGACGUCAGUCCAACAGCAACAGAAUUUACAAUUACCGGAUUGGAACCUGCAUCUACUUACAAUGUCACUCUUACUCUUAAAGAUCAAAUGGAUGGAGCUUGGGGGGUUUACUCAACAUUGCCUCCGGGAUGGUACUUGCCGAGAAAUUUGAAGCAUUGUGACCAGACUCCUUUUGCUACCUCUUGGGAGCCUGUAGAAGCUAACAUGGCGUCAGAAUAUCAAGUUCGCUAUAUUCACCUACACUCUUCCCGCACUCUAUGGAAGGAAGAGGAGGCCAAAUUCAGCAAAUAUUUGCUUUGUCCAAAAGACCCCUGUGGACGUCAUUGCUAUUUGGUCUUUAACUUGGAUCACAAUCCGGACGAUUAUGCCUUUAUGGUCCGGGCAAAAGUGGACGGGAUUUGGAAUAACUGGAAAUUGGCUGGACGUCCAACAAUCGCUGACCAACCAGAUGUCAAAGAACGUUGUUGUAUCGUUCCUCCACCUUACAAAGUUGAAAGUAUUGGGCACGACGGAACUCAUUGGGAUGUCCCUAUAGCCCCCUCACCUACCGACCACAAUAUUACUCGUUAUUAUGUUGUUGUGGAUGAAAGAGACCCUCCUGGAGAUACAAACUGGACAAUGUUGACAGACAAAGUAACGGCACAUCGUCUACAUAUUCCUUAUUAUGUAACGGCUUCUUACUCUACACAAACUUUGGAAUCCCAUACAAAUGUGAGGAUUGGGAAUGGAUCGGUUAUUGGUGGAUAUUUGAACUAUCCGUUACAAAAAGGGAAGACAUACCAUUAUGAGAUAUAUACAAAAUGGAUGAUGCAUGGUGAUCAGCCUGUCAUUGCACGACAAAGACCAGAAGCAUUCCUAGCAGCUGGUUGGCCGUGGUGGUGGUUGUUACUUUUAUUAUUGUUGUUGCUUCUUUUGUGUCUCUUGCUCUCAGUUUUGCUAUUUUGGCUGUUGAAAAAAUGUGGUAAAAAACACUAUAGAAAUGGCCAACACGAACCUCUUAUCAAAGAAAAAUAUGAGAGAUAUGAACAUACUAGAGGCAACUUUGAAGAUGGGUAUUCACAAGGAUAUCGUGCUGGGAGAGGUGGAAGGCGUGUUGAGGAAGAUUGGAGGGGAAGGGAUGAGGCGUUUAGAGGUUAUGCAAAAGGCCUUCGUGAUACAGGUGAUAGAGGUAUGAGCACCUCAAUGGCCAAUUUAGCACAGCGUCCAACUCAACGGCUGGGUUACUCUUCGGGUUAUAUGCAAGGCUUUAGAGAUGGAUCUUCAGGCGUCUUCGGUGACAGAAUAACCGAAAGUCUGUUAAAACGAUUGGAAGAGCAAUACCCAGAUAAUGAGGAAUUCCGUACCGGAUAUAUUGACGGAUUUAAAGAUGGGGUUGGGGGAGGUCGUUUUGAAGAUUCUCGAAGAAUACAGCAAAGUUUGACUGAAUUAACAGAACGGUUAACUACAAUAGAAAAAACUGUGGAAAAAGGGGAUGAAAUACAUUCUACAAAAAUAUAUCAUGUUUACAAUCAAUCACCUGAAAUGCUGGCACAAGGACAACAAUUAGUUAGCGAGUUGGAAGAGUUGGCUUCCGGCUCUAAACGAAGUACUUUACGUCGUCAUUACACACCUGGCGAUUAUUUGCGUUAUGAUGAGGCUAGUGGGGAAUAUAACAGCCUCGGGAGAAGUAGGCGUUCAAUGAGUGCUACAGCACUUGGACGGGGUGGUGGAGAUGCUUAUGCCGUUCUAUACGACCGUGAACGUCACCAUUCUGGCUCCAUUGAAGGCCAGGACAUUUCCGCAACUGCAGGACGUUCAGCAACAACAACAAACGCUGCUCGUUACGGCCAAUAUAGAAGCCGUUCUGAAUUGGCAGGGAUGGGAGGGACAUCUCCUCCGAGACGCUAUGCCUCCCAAACUUUGUUAGACGGAGCGAGACCUGGUCCAACAACAGGUCCAACAGCUGCCACAACAGCACAUUCAAGAAGAGACGCUCUGUACGAAUUACAAAGAGAAUUGGACUCGUUAGCAAGUAGAUCCCCUGCAAGUGGAGGGGAGUUUGUUGGGACUGCAAGACAACAACAAAUAUUGCCUGGAAGGUGGGAUACAGCUGUGAGUAGUGGAAGCAGUAUUUUUGCUUCUGCUGCUGCACAACAACAGCAACAACAACAACGAAAUUACGAGUUUGAACAACAACAAACUUCAGCAAUCACAACAACCCACCAAUGGCCAGAAGAUUUAAUUGAAAUUGUCCACGAACCAAUGGGUCAAACUUUGGACAGAAUGCGGCGUUUCAGUACUUCUCUAUCCAACGUAGAAAGGACAGAAGGAGCAGCAGCUGAAACAGAAAAAGUAGAUCAUCAAGAAAAAUAUAAACGAACAUAUAGAGAGGAAUACUCGUAA
Messenger RNA from Meloidogyne enterolobii, 2916 nucleotides. Lineage: Eukaryota; Metazoa; Nematoda; Chromadorea; Rhabditida; Meloidogynidae. The record is from the annotation of a GenBank genome assembly.